AUGGCGUUCCCUGCUCCCACCAAAACCUACCACACGCAGCCGUACGCCGCCAUCUCCCCGACCCGCCCGGAGCUCUCAACCAAGGGCAAAAGCGCCUUCAUCACAGGCGGCGGCGCAGGCAUCGGCGCCUCCGUCGCAAAGUCUCUCGCAAAGUCCGGCAUUGCAAGCCUAGGCCUCCUCGGGCGCACACUCAAGUCCCUCGAAGAAACCAAGACCGCCAUCGAGGCCCUGCACGCAGAGACAAAGGUAUUCCUCUACACCGCCGACGUCACCAACGCAAAAGAAACCACCGACGCCGUCACCUCCUUUGCCGGCUCCGUCAACGGGGGCAAGAUUGACAUCCUCGUCGCCAACGCAGGCUACAUGGCUGACCUCAAAUCCAUCCCCGACUCGGACCCGGAAGACUGGUGGCGCGCCUUUGAAAUCUCCGUCCGCGGCAACUUUCACCUCCUCCGCGCAUUCCAACCCCUCGCGGCGCCCCACGCCGCCGUGAUCCACAUCUCGACGGCGGCAAUCCACCUCCCCUACAUGUUUGGCUACUCGGCCUACCGCGCGUCCAAGAGCGCCGCGACGAAAAUGUUUGAGUACUUCCGCGACGAGAACCCGGGCUUCUUCGUCUUGCAGGUGCACCCGGGCCUCAUCGGCGGCACGGCCAUGUCGGAGAAGUUUGGGGCGAGCGUGGAGGCGUUUGGGCUGACGUACGACGACAUUGCGCUGUCUGGGGACUUUGUCGUGUGGGCGGUCAGCGAGGAGGCUGCAUUCUUGAAUGGACGAUUUAUACAUGCGAACUGGGAUGUUGAGGAGCUCAAGGCGCUUCGGGAGGGUCUGGAGAAGGACCAGAGUCGGUUUACCAUCGGACUACAGGGUUGGUAUUAG
Colletotrichum orchidophilum is the source of this 876-nucleotide messenger RNA. RefSeq lists its product as uncharacterized. Gene Ontology annotation, molecular function: oxidoreductase activity. Gene Ontology annotation, cellular component: cytosol. The coding region runs from base 1 to 876 and encodes 291 amino acids. The record is from RefSeq and is a predicted model, not a curated record. NCBI's taxonomy places the organism in Eukaryota, Fungi, Ascomycota, Sordariomycetes, Glomerellales, Glomerellaceae. The transcript has a single exon.